Messenger RNA from Tachyglossus aculeatus (Australian echidna), 1697 nucleotides. RefSeq names its product delta like non-canonical Notch ligand 2 (gene DLK2). Gene Ontology annotation, cellular component: protein-containing complex; plasma membrane. The transcript has 6 exons. Gene Ontology annotation, biological process: establishment or maintenance of epithelial cell apical/basal polarity; heterophilic cell-cell adhesion. NCBI's taxonomy places the organism in Eukaryota, Metazoa, Chordata, Mammalia, Monotremata, Tachyglossidae. Gene Ontology annotation, molecular function: calcium ion binding. Bases 320 to 1522 code for a protein of 400 amino acids. The record is from RefSeq and is a predicted model, not a curated record.
CCCUUCGGCCCAAUCUGCCUUUUUAGCGUCUCCCAACGGGUCCGGCCGGGUUGUGUUUCAUGGGGGGUCUUCAAAUGAGGUGUAGGCGUGUUUCAUGGGGGUCUUUAAAUGAGGUGUAGGCGAGGGAGGGUGAGAGGAAGGGGACGGAGAGGUCUUUCUCCCUGCCGGGGACUCCUCCUCCUUUCCCCUCCCCGCUCCUGAGGAGGUGUCAAAUGAUUUCCAGGCUACAUGCAGGAGAAGAACCGUACUGCUGGCUAUCUUAAGAGGCAGAUUUAUGUGCCGUCGGGUGCCGGGCGGUGGGCGCCGGCGCUGACCGACGAUGUCCGCAGCCCCCCCCCGCCGCCGCCGCCGCCGCCGCCUCCCCGUCCUGGCCCUGCUCUGGAUCCUGGCGGCCCAGGGACAGCCCGAACGAGCAGAUGACUGCAGCGCCCACUGUGACCUGGCCCACGGCUGCUGCGGGCCCGACGGCCAGUGCAAGUGCGACCCCGGCUGGGAGGGGCAGCAUUGCGAACGCUGCGUCCGGAUGCCCGGCUGCUUGCACGGCACUUGCCACCAGCCCUGGCAGUGCAUCUGUCGCAGCGGGUGGGCUGGCAAGUUCUGCGACAAAGACGAGCACGUCUGCGCAGAGCGGCCCCCGUGCCAAAACGGAGCCCAGUGCGUGUACCAAGGGGACGGAGGGUACCGAUGCCUCUGCCCACCCGGCUUCCACGGCCACGACUGCGAGCUCAAGGCGGGGCCCUGUGAACGUGCCAGAGCUCCCUGUCGGAACGGAGGCCGGUGCCAGGACGACCGCGGCUACGCCCGGAACUUCACUUGCCGUUGCCUGGCGGGCUUCGUGGGCCCACGCUGCGAGGUGGACGUGGACGACUGCCUGAUGCGCCCGUGCGCCAAUGGGGCCACCUGCCGGGAUGGCAUCAACCGCUUCUCCUGCCUCUGCCCCACGGGCUUCGCGGGCCGCUUCUGCACCGUCAACCUGGACGACUGCGCCAGCCACCCCUGCCAAAACGGGGCCCGCUGCCGGGACCGCGUGCGGGACUUCGACUGCGUCUGCCCCGACGGCUUCGGGGGCAAAACGUGCCAGCUGCCCGUGCGGGCGGCGGUGCCCCCGGCCCCGUCCCACCCCCCUCCGGGUCCUCCCCGCCCUUCUCCGGCCCUCCGGCCCCCGCCGCCCGCCCCGGCCACGGCCUCGGCCCCCCAGAGCGUGGGAGCGGGGCUGCUGCGCAUCUCCGUGAAGGAGGUGGUGAGGCGGCGGGAAGGCCCGGGCCUGAGGGAACCCCGCUUGGUGGCCGUCCUGGUCUUCGGGGCGCUCACGGCCGCGCUGGUGCUGGCUACCGCGCUGCUGACCCGGCGGGCCUGGCGCCGGGGCCCCCGUGCCCACCGCCCCCCGGGCUCCUGCUGCUGCCCGCCCCGGCCUCCCGGCCCCGAGCGCCACGACCGGGAGUGCCAGGUCAGCAUGCUGCCCGCCGAGCCCCCCCGGUCCCCUCCCGGGCCCGCUGAGCCGGGCAAGACCACGGCGCUGUGACCGGCGGGAGGGAGGACGACGGCGACCGGGGCUCCGCCCUCGCCCGCACCAGAGACCGAUGGGGCCCUGAGCCGGGCUCCCGCCCACUGAGACGGACGUGGCCUCAUCAGAAAUAUUAUUUUUUUAUUAACGUGGACCGUGCGACAGGAGUUCCCUCCAAUAAAGUUCGAAAAUG